Messenger RNA from Thlaspi arvense, 1674 nucleotides. The record is from the annotation of a GenBank genome assembly. Lineage: Eukaryota; Viridiplantae; Streptophyta; Magnoliopsida; Brassicales; Brassicaceae.
UCUCAACCACCCCAAAAACAUUCUUCGUCUAGACAGAGGAAAAUGAUAAUGAGAAGAAGUCUAAAGCUGAGAAGCAUCACGAUGAUGAUAUUAAUGGCCGUUUUGGUCUGGUCUGUAACUCUAGAGACCUGCAUUGCUCGAAGAGGAAGGCAUUGGAGACAUAACCACCGAAGAUCCUCUUCAUCUGACGUGUCUGAUUCCUUGUCAGGCAAGAAACCUAAGAGCCAUGGGAACAGUCAUCAUCACAGCUCUCACAACAACAACAAUAACCAUCAACACAAGUCUAAACCUAAACCAAAACCAAAACCAAAGCAGAAACUUCCACCAAAAGCUGACGACAGUAACUCUCCGGUGGUUUCACGGCCACCAAAAGUCCAACCGCCGUCUCUUCCGCCGCUAAAGGGAUCUCACGUCUUCAAUGUGAUGGAUUUUGGGGCAAAGGGUGAUGGCAAAUGUGAUGACACUAAGGCGUUUGAAGCGGCUUGGGCAGCAGCUUGCAAAAUCGAAGCAUCAACGAUGAUCGUACCGCCUGAAUACACUUUCCUUAUUGGUCCAAUCUCAUUCUCUGGUCCUUAUUGUCAAGCUAACAUUGUGUUUCAGCUUGAUGGUACAAUCAUAGCUCCAACGGAUUCAAAGACAUGGGGAAAAGGGUUAAUGUGGUGGAUUGAUUUCACAAAGCUGAAAGGAAUCAAAGUACAAGGGAAAGGUGUGAUAGAUGGAAGAGGCUCUGGUUGGUGGCAACAAGAUUACCCUUUCAUUGAUGGUGAAACCAAACUCAUCGUUCCCUUAAACAAUUCUGCUCACCAAAACCCUCCAAUGCCGAUACGAAGUGAGCUUGAUUGGAAAAUGCCAAGCAUCAAGCCAACGGCAUUGCGAUUCUACGGGAGUAUUGGCGUGGAAGUGUCGGGUAUAACGAUCCAGAACAGUCCUCAAUGUCACCUCAAAUUCGAUAACUGCGUCGACGUUGUGGUACAUGACGUGGCCGUUUCUUCACCCGGUGACAGUCCAAACACAGAUGGGAUUCACCUACAGAACACCAGAGAUGUCCUCAUCCACAGCUCAACACUCGCUUGCGGAGAUGAUUGUAUCUCGAUCCAAACGGGUUGCUCGAAUGUAUACGUACACAACGUGAACUGUGGACCGGGUCAUGGGAUCAGCAUCGGUAGUCUCGGUAAGGACAGCACAAAAGCCUGCGUAUCGAACAUAACAGUGCGAGACGUGGCGAUGCACAACACGAUGACAGGUGUCCGGAUCAAGACAUGGCAAGGAGGAGUGGGAUCAGUGAAAGGGAUCCUCUUCUCGAACAUUCAGCUCAACGAGGUCCAGCUUCCGAUAGUGAUAGACCAAUUCUACUGUGACCAUAGCAAGUGUAAGAACCAGACAUCAGCAGUAGCAGUGGAAGGAGUGACCUACGAGAGGAUAAAAGGCACUUAUACAGUGAAGCCUGUGCAUUUCGCUUGCAGCGAUAACUUCCCUUGCGUAGAUGUGCAGUUAUCUGCAAUUGAGCUUAAACCGGUUCAAGAACGGUAUCAUAUGUAUGAUCCUUUUUGCUGGCAGACAUUUGGUGAGCUCAACACUCCUACGGUUCCUCCCAUUGAUUGUUUACAGAUUGGUAAGCCCGCGAGAAACAGAGUUCAGUCAGAUCACGAUAAUAUUGACACUAGUGAAAAAUAA